AUGUUUACAUCUAGUGAGGUGACGGAUUACCUGAGUGAACAGAAAAAGUUAAUCUUCCUUAACACUGUCGGUCUUAGCAAUAACUACUGUAAAAAUAUACCGGAUCUGAAUUUUACAAAGAGAUGUAGGGAUCGUCGCAGAUUACUUUUACGUCGUGCCAAGAGAAUUGCCGAUCAACCAUUUUUAAAUCCAAAACGUGAUGCUGCCGGUGGUCUUUAUUUUAAACUUCGGCGCCAUUUAAUCGAGAAUUUUCGCAAUGCUUUGUUUUGUAAAAUCACGAAUAAUAAUUGCCGCGUCGUUUUAACUCCGAUAGAAUUAUCAGAUCGUAUUCCAAGGAACGUUGAUGCUAUGUCAGACUCAUCGUCUUCUUCUCUACCUUCGUCGUGUUCUAGCAAAUGCUUUCUCUCCAAUACCCUUUCUCUUACAAAUCUUCCCCUUCCAAUACGCAUUCUUGAUAGAAGUUCCCCCGAGUUCGGCUAUGUCAUUGAUGAAGACAUUGAAAAGGAUGCAGCUUGUGAUAGCUCCCUGUGGAAGGCCUAAUUGGAUUCUCUUUCCAAACUAAGUCAUGCUGAUUUGAAAUCGACGUAUAAAGCCAUCAUUGUUGGUUUCAAGGAACUAGGUCAGCCUCCUGUUAACCAUUCUUUCCAUAAGUUUAGCCAGCACGCUUGUGAGUUAGAUGGGCCUAUAGUUGUCAAAGUCAGUGUGCCUCCUGUUAACCAUUCUUUCCAUAAGUUUAGCCAGCACGCUUAAAUUCCGGACUUGGCUUUUGGUCCCAUUCUAAUUAGAAAUUCCGGAUGGAUUCUUUUGGACCCAUUCUAA
Messenger RNA from Rodentolepis nana, 819 nucleotides. The record is from the annotation of a GenBank genome assembly. Lineage: Eukaryota; Metazoa; Platyhelminthes; Cestoda; Cyclophyllidea; Hymenolepididae.